Messenger RNA from Gamsiella multidivaricata, 1272 nucleotides. Its product is annotated as surface antigen-domain-containing protein. Gene Ontology annotation, biological process: protein insertion into mitochondrial outer membrane. NCBI's taxonomy places the organism in Eukaryota, Fungi, Mortierellomycota, Mortierellomycetes, Mortierellales, Mortierellaceae. The transcript has 7 exons. The record is from RefSeq and is a predicted model, not a curated record. Gene Ontology annotation, cellular component: outer membrane; SAM complex. The coding region runs from base 1 to 1272 and encodes 423 amino acids.
AUGAAGGUUCAGAAGAUCACAGUCCGGGGCACUGCCAAGACCCGCGAAUCAUUCAUGCAUCGCAUCCUCCAACCCGUCUUCGAGGCUCGGUCCCUGCACGAGGUCAUGGGCCUGAGUCGACAGGCCGCCCGCAGGAUGGAGCGGUUUGGGAUCUUUGACGACAUCAAGGUACAAUUGGAUAGCCCCAGCGAUCCUUGGCUGCACGAUCGUAAAGAUCGGGUCGAUCUUGGCAUUUGGGUCAAGGAGGGAAGCCGUUUUCAGAUCAGAACAGGAACCGAGGCCGGAAACGCGGAAGCCAGCAUGUAUGGUGCCAUGACUGUCAAGAACCUGUUUGGUGGCGCUGAGACCUUGAACACAAGCAUGGCAUUUGGAACACGCACGUCGUCUGCUUUUCAGUUCGCACUUGCAACUCCUAUUCUCGCGGAUCCCGACAAGAAUUUGUCGUUCAAUCUUUUCAGCCAAUCCAGGAACAAUACCCAGUGGAGCUCAUACGAAGAGGACCUGAGGGGAGGCUCCUUGAAGUACAGCACACUCUCUCCUCUCGGCUACCACGAAUUUGCAUACGAGGGUCACUGGAGAGAAGUCUGCCGCCCCUCGGAGAAGGCAUCUCUUAGUAUUCGCGAACAGUGCGGCCACAGCUUGAAGUCAGCCUUGACUCACAUGUGGAUCCACGAUAUGAGGGACGAGCCUCUCAUGCCCUCGACUGGCCAUUUUGUACGCGUCAUUCAGGAAUACGCUGGAUUGGGCGGAGAUGUCAACCACUUGCGUCAGGAGGUUGAGGCACAGAUAGCUCGUUCCAACGACGCCGGAUAUAUCGUCUCUGCGACAGUCAAGUCUGGAUACCUGCAUUCGCUAAACGGCAAGAAGUCCAAGAUCUCGGAUCGCUUCUUCCUUGGAGGACCCAUGUCCGUCCGCGGCUUCAAAUCCAAUGGUCUUGGCCCUCGCGAAGGAGAGGAUUCUCUGGGAGGUGACGCCUACAUGUCCGCCGGUCUCAGUUUAUUGACACCCUUCCCCGGUCUCGCCAGCCGUGAUUCCUUCAAGGCCCAUUUCUUUGCUAAUGCCGGUACCUUGGUUGGCAUCGAGCCUGGCCAGUCUGCGCUGAAGACUGUUGAGGAUUUGACCAAGGCCCCCAGUGUCUCUGUUGGAGCCGGUAUUGUCUACCGCCAUCCUCAGGUCCGCAUCGAGCUCAACUUUGCACUGCCCCUGAUGGCGACCAAGACCGAUGCUAUCUCAAGAGGAUGGCAGUUGGGUCUGGGUAUCAGCUUCCUGUGA